This is a messenger RNA of Loxodonta africana (African savanna elephant), 8803 nucleotides long. It is a transcript of the gene MDM4, whose product is annotated as MDM4 regulator of p53. Gene Ontology annotation, cellular component: nucleus. Lineage: Eukaryota; Metazoa; Chordata; Mammalia; Proboscidea; Elephantidae. The record is from RefSeq and is a predicted model, not a curated record. Gene Ontology annotation, molecular function: ubiquitin-protein transferase activity. The coding region runs from base 319 to 1794 and encodes 491 amino acids. Gene Ontology annotation, biological process: negative regulation of apoptotic process; regulation of cell cycle; protein ubiquitination. The transcript is spliced from 12 exons.
GGGUUUGAGAUGCCGGAAGUUGCGCCUUCAUUACUCGCCGUUUCAAAAUGCUGCCGAGGCCGUGGGCUCUGUGACAGACGCUCCUUCCCCUGGGCUCGGCAGAAGAGCGACUCAUGGAGCGGCUGUGAGCUAAAUUAAUUUACACGUUCAUGUCGGUGUGGAGGUUGGAGCAUGCCCAAACCUGUUUCUGCUGCUGGCUUCACCUGAGGGAAGCAUAGGUGUUUACUCUUCAUUCAACGCUUCGGUUUUUGGCAGCGUUUUGGACUAGAAAGUGACCCAGAAGCUUUAUCAACAGACUGCACUUUCUUCACUGCCAAAAUGACGUCCCUUUCCACCUCCGUCCAGUGUGCGUCAUCUGCCAGUGCUUGCAGGCUCUCUGCAGAACACAUCACUCAGGUACGACCAAAACUGCCACUUUUGAAGAUUUUGCAUGCAGCAGGUGCACAGGGUGAGAUGUUCACUGUUAAAGAGGUCAUGCAGUAUCUAGGCCAGUAUAUAAUGAUGAAGCAGCUUUAUGAUCAGCAGGAGCAGCACAUGGUUUAUUGUGGUGGAGAUCUUUUGGGAGAACUGCUAGGACGUCAGAGCUUCUCCGUGAAAGAGCCAAGCCCUCUCUAUGAUAUGCUAAGAAAGAACCUUGUCACUUUAGCCACUCCUGCUGCAGAUGCUGCUCAGACUCUCGCUCUCGCACAGGAUCACAGUAUGGAUAUUCCAAGCCAAGACCAACUGAAGCAACGUGGAGAGGAGAGUGUGAGCUCCAGGAAAAGAACCGAAGAAGGCAGUGUUCCCAUGCUGCCUACCUCACAGCAUAACUGCAGAAAUUCAAGAGAAGACGAAGACUUGAUAGAAAAUUUAAGCCCAAAUAAGAAAUCUGGCCUGGACCUCGGGUUUGAGGAGUGGGAUGUAGCUGGCCUGCCUUGGUGGUUUUUAGGAAACUUGAGAAACAACUAUACACCUAGAAGUAAUGGCUCAACUGAUUUACAGACAAAUCAGGAUAUAGGUACUGCCCUUGUUUCAGACACUACAGAUGACUUGUGGUUUUUGAAUGAUUCAGUAUCAGAGCAGUUAGGUGUUGGAAUAAAAGCUGAAGCUGCUGAUACUGAACAAACAAGUGAAGAAGUAGGGAAAGUGAAUGAGAAAAAGGUGAUUGAAGUGGAAAAGAAUGACGACUUUGAGGACUCUAAGUCCUUAAGCGAUGAUACUGAUAUAGAAGUUACCUCUGAGGAUGAGUGGCAGUGUACUGAGUGCAAGAAAUAUAACUCUCCAAGCAAGAGGUACUGUUUCCGUUGCUGGGCCUUGAGGAAGGAUUGGUAUUCGGAUUGUUCAAAGUUAACCCAUUCUCUGUCCACCUCUGAUAUCACUGCCAUACCUGAAAAGAAGGAAAAUGAAGGAAUUGAUGUGCCUGAUUGCCGAAGAACCAUUUCAGCUCCAGUUGUUAGACCUAAAGAUGGAUACAUAAAGGAAGGAAACGCCAAACCUCUUGAUCCCUGCAGCUCAGUGGACUUCUUGGAUUUGGCUCACAGCACUGAAAGCCAAGAGACCACCUCAAGCAUGGGAGAGCAGUCAGAUAACCUGUAUGAACAAAGGACAGAUGCAGAAAACAUGGAGGAUUGCCAGACUCUCUUGAAGCCAUGUAGCUUAUGUGAGAAAAGGCCACGAGACGGGAAUAUCAUUCAUGGGAGGACAGGUCAUCUUGCCACGUGCUUUCACUGUGCCAGAAGAUUAAAGAAGGCAGGGGCUUCUUGCCCUAUUUGCAAGAAAGAGAUUCAGUUGGUUAUUAAGGUUUUUAUAGCGUAGCUGAAUCUGUGAGUUGCAGAGAAAUGUAACAGGGCCAGGUCAGGAGUCAAAACAUCAGUAUUGAGUGUCUCUUCUUAGUUUGACCCAGUGCAUCCAUUCGUUCUUUUAUGAACAUCUGUGUUCUGGGGCAUUUUUGCCACUUAAACUCAUAUGGAAUGUCCUUAGAAUUAGAGGAUCAAUUUGGAGAGACUAUUAACAUGCAAAGAUACGUUAAUCACUUCAUUCUCCCUCCAGAGAUAGAUAUCUGGGAGGAAGCAAUUACCAGUAAAACAUAAAAAUACAUUCAUUCCUUUGCCAAAUUAUUUGAAAAUUAAUCCUUGCUUUAGUUAAUUUUUUUUCCUACCUUUCUCUUCUUUUGUUAGGAAAUACUCUUAGGCAUCAAAAUCUGUGGCAGCUAUUAGAAUAAUCUUAAAGGUAACAGUGAGAGAAAUGUGGGUAAUUUGAUUGGUUGGUUUAUAUCGGGGUGUGGAUUACUUCGGAGCCCUGCUGGCACGGUGGUUAAGACCUGUGACUGCUACCAAAAGGUUUGCAGUUUGAAUCCACCAGCCGCUCCUUGGAAACCCUACGGGGCAGUUCUACUCUGUCCUGUAGGGCUGCUGUGAGCUGAAUCGACUCCAUGGCACCAGGUUUGGUGAGUUUUGGUUUUUUAUGGAUCACUUUAAGUUCCAGUCAAGCUGCAUGAUUCUAAGAAACCAAAAUGAAAAGUCUUGGAAAAAAAGAUUUCUUUCCUGUGUACCUAGAAUAGUGGUUAUCAUUUUUGCUAACAUACCCCUGAAAGAAUUUUGAAAAAGUAUAUGCCUGUUUACACAUUUUUUAAAAAAUGGGGUAUAAUUAACAUACAAUAAAACUUUCUCUUUCGAUGAGUAAAUAUCAACCAAAAUAAGCUGUGGAAGGUUUCCGUCAUCCCACAAUACUCCCUCAUCCCCCUUUCCAGGCAGUCCCUUAACCUUUUCUUGACCCACCCUGGCUUGGCUUCCUUUUGCUCAUCUUUAAUUUCACAUCUAAGUUUUAAAAAGAAAUGUAAGUACUUGAAAAGGAUAUACUAUUCAACAUAUGUGCUUUAAAGAUAUUUUUAUCAAAGCCUUGGCACUAUAGAUCUGGCUGAUAAAAUUUAUAGAAAAAGUCCUGUCAUACAUGGAGGCAAGCUUGUCCUCAUUUUAAAAUCGAUCAGCUAAAUCAGGCUUCUCUUUCAGUGAGAAAAUGUCUGGCUUUAUUUUUAAUUAAUAAAUGCAAUAAUGUAUGUCUCAGGCAUACCCUCUCAGUUAUGAAAUAGAGAGGCACAGAGCUUUUAACCAAAACUCUCUGCUGUACUCUCUGUCCUCACUGUUCCUUAGGAGGGCAGUGGGUUUUUUUGACUGCAUGGUUCCUGUAGAGGUUUCUACAUUCUGGGACAAUACCCACAGUUAAGAUUGUGGAUGCGGAGCCUUUGUUUUUCCUGUGUGUGUGUGUGUUUUGAGAACAGAGAGUAUGCCUCAAUUUUAGGACAAUAUAUAUGGGAAUUGAAGGUCUUUAAAUUGAUUUCCUUGUAGCUAUCCAUGUCCGCUUACCCCAUGGAAAAAUCUUGGUGUGUCUUCAAAGGUAUGCAUGUUAUUUUGAAGAUCAAGGCUCUAGGAUAGUCGUUCUUGGGAAGCGGAAGACUCACCUGAGUUGGCUGUUAAAAAUGCCCACCCUCGGCAGAAAUUUGGAUCCCUGAGGUCUGGGCCAGGAGUUUGCAUUUGAACUAGUCGCUAGAGCUGGGGAGCACUGAGGUGAGUGGUCUACUGGCCACAUUUUGCAAUCCCUGCCCCUAGAAGAGUUUCUCUUUCCUGUUUUUUUGAGUACCAAGCAGAAAACGGGCAGCACCAAGAUCUCCUUAUUUAGCAUAAUAUUUAGUUUCUAGAAGAGAGUUAUUAAAAUCACAGAUUUUUUUUAACUAGAAUAUGCUUAUACUCAAACCCUCUUAUUUUGCACAUGAAGCUUAAAAAGGUUAUAUGACUUUACAGAAAGCACAGCUAUUGAUAGAGCUGUUACUAGAAUCCAAGUCUCUUGGCUAGUAAAUCUUUACACCUGCCUUCUCUUUUUUGUUAAAUAUUUUAAGUAGUGGUGCUCAUUGAAUUUGGGACAGCUAAAAUAUAGGUCAUCUAAUAAAUGGUGUUAGAGAUUAUGGCUUGUGGCCUAAAUAGGUCUUUAAAGAGAACAGUGACUUUUAAUACUUUAUGUCUCCCCACAGAGAAAGGGCCCAGGAAAAGUCAGACUUUCUCAUCUAAUCAGAUAAAUUACUCCUCCCACUGGGAGACAGGUCGAGGGACCUGAACCAUUUUCUUCAAUAUUCCUCUUUCUUUCUUGGGGAAUGAAGCUCCAGUCUGGCUCUCUAGGCAUUAGAGUCAGAGGGUUUUCCCCCAAAAAGCAGAACCAACUUUUUGAAUUCAGUGUUUUGUUAGCCAUGGUGAGUGGUCUAAAACUUCAGAAAGUUAACUUCCUCCCUGUUGCCCCCAGUGAUGCUGUCUUCAUAAUAGUUGGAUAGUCUCCUUUUUUUUUGCCAGUCAGGUGCUUUUGCAAGUGAUAAAGGGGAUGGGGGGGGGAGGGAUGGGGGUCUGCACUUGCUGUCCCACAAUCCCCUUAUAUAAAGUUGCAAUUUUUGUAAAACUUAGAAGAAUUUUAAAAUUUAUGUGUGUAGAUAUUUGAGGCUAAUUUCGGUACAUCCUUGCCCAGCAGAGCCCUCUUUGUCGGCACCCCCACCCCGCCCCCGCUGCUGACCUGGGUCUUGCCCUGCGCCCAUCAGCACUGCUGACCCUCACCUUUAGCUGUAGGAAACUUUAAGCCGCCUUCUUGGUUUUUGAUUUUGUUCUUUUUGCCUUGCCACUGCCAUACAGAUAUUUUUAACUCACUGCCACCAGAGCGGGUCAUGAUUCACAUGUGAAGUCUUCAGAAUUUAUUACUGUCAGAUAAAGAAAAAAGCAACUCUUGACUUCCUGACACUACCAUUCAUCUUUUUUUUUUUUUUUAAUUAUUGUUUACUUGCGUUAUUUGGGGAACACAACGUGAAAUAAUAUAAUUUUAAAAUUACCAGGUAUCAAAUCACUGAUACUCAGUGUCAUUUCAUUCUAUGGUACUUUUUUACUUUUUGAAGCCUAAUUUACAUUUCAUAGAGGCCACGUGAAUUGGCACCUAUAGGUAGAUAGGAUAUAUAGCUAGCUAGCUGCAGAGCUGCUGCCUAGCUGACUUCGGCUCAUGGCAACCCCACAUACAGCAGAAUGAAACAUUGUCUGGUCCUGCCUCACUCUCACAAUUGCCAGCAAGUCCAAGCCCAUCAUUGCUGCUAUCGUGCCAGUCCAUCUCACCAAGGGCCUACCUUGCCUUUGAUGGCCCUCCACUUCACCAAAAAUCAUGUUUUCAAGUGAUCCUUCCUGAUGAUGUGUCCAAUGGAAGUGAGGCAGACAAUGUUCUGUGAUCCAUAGGUUUUCAUUUGAGCUAAUUUUUGGAAUUAGCUCGCCAGGCCUUUCUUCCUAGUCUUUCUCUACUAUUCAUUUUUUCGUUGUAGGUAGGGUGACCAUAUGCUCUGGUUUUCUGGAGACAGCCCCAGUUUACCCCUCUCCUUCAGUGUCCCACCCCGUUUGUCUCCUCUGACUCUGAAGCCUUUAUUUGGACGUUAAAUUUUGUGGUCACCUGAGUGUGGGCAAGCUGUGCUUGAGUUUACAGUUUGAUUUUGAGGAAGCGUGUGUCAGUGGUGUUCAGUGCUUCCUGCUGCUUCACUCCAUAGACUCCUGUGAAUAAUGAGAUCAUCUGACAACAUCAGAUUUCUUAGUGUAGUUUCAUUUAAGUUAAUAUUUAUGAUCAUGUAAACUGGACAGAAAGUCUAGAGCAAAAAUGAUAAAUCAUUAGAAAAGCAAUGAAUUUCUGGAUUACAGCUACAAGGGUUUCCUGUCUCUCAAUAUUAACUCGCUGUCUGGCAUUGUGCUUACAGUGUGUGAUAUGAUUUGUAUUUAGUAACCAAAUCAGACUUUAUAAACAUCUUAGAUGAAGCCUCUCAGCGGCCUGGCCAUCUCUCCACAGCCCGUCUUUAGAACUUCAUAGGGUCACACUCCUCGGCCUGAACAGUGGACUUGAGUACAGCCACGCCAAGCUACAGACUGCCAAGAACUGCACUAAGAUGAAUUCACUGCCAAGCAUUUGAAUGAUAUAGUUGUGUUUGCAUUGUAAUUUUAUGUAUAUUUAGAUGUAUGUUAAUGCUUUAUGGGACAUUUGGUUCAAGGAUUUAUUUCUAAAGGUCAGUAUCAUCUGUAGCAGAUUUUUUUGGUGUCACCUGAGUACAAUGUUGAAAAGUCGUUAAUGAAAAACUGGUGAAUAUUAGUUCUUGGAUUGUAUAAAAGCUAUCGCCCUGUUACCUCUUGAUUCUCUUUAGAAAGGAGGACAUUUAUUAACCAGUUGUUUUUUUCCACAGUUAUGUGAACUUUUGAAAGUACAUGGCUUUAGAUACUGUGAAUCUGUUUUCCGUGUAACCAGUUAUCUGCUGAAAUUGUUCAGCCCCACUGUAAAGAAGAAUGGAUUUUGAUGACCCCUGUUUGCCAGUACACGUUUGGGCACACACGCUGUAAGGGCUGUUACUGCCUUUGCUGAAAUGUCUGCAAACUAGGAGCUAGCUGUGCUCAGAACCUGUACUUAAGGUAAAGGAACUUGCAGACUCGUCUCUGUGCCAAAGGGACUGUGUUUACCGAUGUCGGGGACUUUGCACUGCCAUAGGGAAUGCUAAAGUCACUGUGCUGGGGUUCUCAGAUUUGAGAUUAGAGUUUAGCAGAUGAGGACCUUAAGGCUCAACUGGAAUUGAGAAGUAUCUGAGGUAGGGCUGAAGUGGCCUCCCAGGCGUAAUUUGAGGAUAGCUUUUCCUGAUUGCAUUGAGACGUGCUUUCUCUGGAGAGAGCUUUCCUUACCGCCCUCCAUUGCUACGUUCUUCCUUUGUAGGGACCUCCAGAUCUCUUCUCUCGUGGGAGAAUUUUCCAGAAGCAUUUUGAGGUCUUUUGAUUCAAUGAUCAUGCAAUCCAAGUAAUGACAUUCAUGGUGAAUGUGAUAUUAAAGAAAACAUUGCAGCAAACCUGCACUUUAGUUUACUGUGUUAAGAUCCUUUUGAAUGACAAAAAAUGUCCCAGAGGGAAGAAGCAUAUCUACACAAAGAGGUAGUUAAUGUUUUUUUGUAGCUUGUCUGAAAUCCAAGAUGCUGCUUCUGCCCACAGCUUGUUUUCCUUCAUGUUAGAACCAUCAUUUAUGUGCCCUGGGAGCAUAGAACAGCUAGUGGAGUUCCUGGUUUCCUGGGUUGGGAAGGUGAGGAGACCUAAACAGGGCCACAUAAGCUGUCAGAGCAAUUCCUUUCUCACAGUGGUUGCUGAAAUUUGGAAGAUGCUUUACUGAAAAUUGACCUUAUAACACUUUGAGUUUAUUAGGCCAUGAUUUCUUAUCCAGGUUUUGUUUUGUUAUAUUUGUACUUUAGAUGAAGGUUUAGAGGACAAUCUACCCAAAAACUCUAGCUUCUCAUUUAACACCACAGAUACUGUUUUAUGACAUUACUUAACCCCAUGUUUUCUUUUUUUUUUAACAGUAAGUAAUUUUAUGUCAAUAGAUCCCUUUUUUCCCCCACCUUAUUGUUGCUCUUAUUUCCUCUUAGUUGAAAGUUAUUAUCUACUUGUGACUAUUGCUUUUAUAGUAGAGGCCAUGUGUACCACCUCUUGGAUGGUUGUAACUACUGUAUCUUUAAGACAAGAUUUUCCUUUUCCAGGCAGCUCCAGGGAAUUUUCUUUUGCAGCCGCCUUAGGUGAGAAGGUAGGAGGGAAACUCUGACACCAGAGCUACUAUCUAACAGGUCACAGGUUGAGGUCAGAGGCCUCCUUCAUGCAGGCUGUGGGGAGCAGGCGGUGGGGAGCAGGGCACUUAUCUUCUCACUAAGGAACUGACGUCAGCUCCCCCUCCUCCUGAGGGCAGAGCAUUUUUUCCUACAGUUUGCUUCAGUUUUUCACUUCUCUUGUAAUAAGAAUCAAGAUGUCUCUUUUGACUAUUUUUCCUCCCACCUUUUAAAACCAGUAGAAAAUGCUUUAAAGGAAGGGUGUUUCCUGAUCUCCUUAACACCCAUGUAUGUAAAACCAGGCUCCGAGUGGGCCUCUCCUUCGACCAUAGAUAGCUAUGAACUGUUAAAUGCACUGUGAGCUGCCUUUUGGGUAGAGAUACGGCGUGAGAUUAUUCCACCAGUCUUGAGACCUAGCUCAGUCAUGUUUCUUGACCUUCCGCCUCUUUUUUUCUUACCUGUAAAAUGAGUACACGUACCUACCCUUUCUACCUCAUGGCUUGUUGUGGGGGUUAAGUAUGGGGGAGCAGCUUAAAACCUGUAAUUGCCUUGAAUAAGAUACAAGAAGUUAUGCUCUCAGUAGACCAAGCUCUGGGGUAUAUAUUCAGGAUACCUCGUAUUGUGGAAACAGCCCAGCUGUCCUUUCCUCCUGCCCGGCAGAGCUGAGGUGCUUCUUACAGAGUGUCUUCCCCACGCCUCUAGCUGGGCAAGACAAUCUUGUCCUUGAUGUGAGACUCUUGAUCAGAAAGAGCUCUGUCUCCAGGUUCUGAGAGAAGCGUGUGUACGUUUGGAUGGCAGAGUCUAUCCUGUACAACUGCCUUGCUCUAUGUACAAAAAUCCUACAUGCGCCUGAGUAACACAGCCUAAGAUCCACUGCCAGUGUACUGAAAACAUGCAAGUUUCCAAGUAACAUUUCUCAUCAGGUAGUCAGACUCAACAGAAAUAGCAAAUGUGGUUUUAUAAAGCAGGAAGGAAAAAGUUGUCUAAAAUCACCGUUUGAAUGGCAUCCAGCUCAGUACCAAGUGCAGGUUGGUGCCGACUAAGUGAGGAAGGAGGGAGAAAUGUGUUCUUGUCUCGUCAUCUUUAUAAGGCCCUCUGAGUUAAUAACUGUCUUUUUUGGCAUUUGCACUAUGUAUUACUUUUAAUGGCUGUUGAUUCUAUUUUGCUAUUUUGUGCAUUAAAUAUUUUUCGUUUUGCCUU